This is a messenger RNA of Helianthus annuus (common sunflower), 4039 nucleotides long. Its product is annotated as putative phospholipid-transporting ATPase 9. The record is from RefSeq and is a predicted model, not a curated record. Gene Ontology annotation, cellular component: plasma membrane. Gene Ontology annotation, molecular function: ATP hydrolysis activity; magnesium ion binding; ATP binding. The transcript is spliced from 9 exons. Bases 293 to 3850 code for a protein of 1185 amino acids. Gene Ontology annotation, biological process: phospholipid translocation. Lineage: Eukaryota; Viridiplantae; Streptophyta; Magnoliopsida; Asterales; Asteraceae.
UUCUUGACGUCAAGAAAAGGUCUUCAUUCAAACCUUCUGGUUAACAUGAAGAAUAGUCCACCAUUGCUAUUUUGCCUCUACAUCUUCCCCAUCAUCUUCUCGUUAACAGCCAUUAACAUAUAUACACCAAAAUCUAUUUUACACUUCAUAAACAUUUUGAUCUUGUAUUCUUUCUCCAUAAAAAUCAAAUCUUUAUCACACAUUAUAACUUUUCUUGAGUUUUCCUUUCUGGGUUUCCAUUCAUUCUAUAUUUAAUUUCUGGGUUUCAAAAAUCUUUAAUUUUUAAGUGAAAAUGGGGAAAGAUAAGAGGAAAAAGAUGCAUCUUAGCAAGAUGUAUUCAAUUAGAAGAAAUGGGUUUGAAGAAGAUCUUUCACAAAUUGGCGGGAAAGGGUUUUCAAGAGUAGUUCAUUGCAAUGAAAAUGGUGGAUUAGAGGGUAUUAAUUUGCAAAAUUAUGCUGAUAAUUAUGUGAGGUCAACAAAGUAUACACCAGUUACAUUUCUACCAAAGUCAUUGUUUGAACAGUUUAGAAGAGUGGCUAAUUUUUAUUUUCUUGUUACUGGGAUAUUGGCUUUUACACCGUUAGCUCCUUAUUCUGCUGUUAGUGCUAUACUUCCUCUUAUUGUUGUCAUUGGUGCUACCAUGGUUAAAGAAGGGAUUGAAGAUUGGCAAAGACAGCAGCAGGAUCAUGAGGUCAACAAUCGAAUAGUCAAAGUCCACAGUGGUAGAGGCGAUUUCGCAACGAGUCAAUGGAAAAAACUAAAAGUUGGUGACAUUGUGAAGGUAGAAAAAGAUGAAUUCUUCCCUGCAGAUCUUCUAUUACUUUCAUCUAGCUAUGAGGAUGCAAUAUGUUACGUCGAAACAAUGAAUCUAGACGGCGAAACAAAUUUAAAACUAAAACAAUCAUUAGAUGCAACUUCUUCAAUCAAUGAAGAUUCAAAGUUUAAUAACUUCAAAGCUACAGUUAAAUGUGAAGAUCCAAAUGCUAGUUUGUAUACAUUCGUUGGAACGAUGAAUUUUCAAGAACAGCGGUAUGCACUUUCGCCUCAACAGCUUCUGUUGAGAGAUUCCAAGCUUAGAAACACAGAUUACAUUUACGGUGCUGUUAUUUUCACCGGUCAUGACACGAAAGUAAUUCAAAAUUCAACUGACCCACCUUCGAAAAGAAGCAAAAUCGAGAAACGAAUGGAUAGUAUCAUCUAUUUCUUGUUCUUUGUCUUGUUUCUAAUGGCGUUUGUAGGAUCGAUUUACUUUGGGGUUGUGACGAAAGAUGAUUUAGAUGGGAGUAGAAUGAAAAGAUGGUAUUUACGACCUGAUGAUUCGGAUAUUUACUUCGAUCCGGAUCAGGCUCCAUUGGCGGCAAUUUUUCACUUUUUAACAGCUGUAAUGCUUUACAGUUACUUGAUCCCGAUUUCUUUAUAUGUGUCUAUAGAAAUUGUGAAAGUACUGCAGACGAUUUUUAUUAACAAGGAUGUUCAUAUGUACGAUGAAGAGUCGGACAAACCGGCGCACGCUCGGACAUCGAAUUUGACUGAAGAACUCGGUCAAAUCGAUACCAUUUUGUCCGAUAAAACCGGGACUUUGACUUGUAACUCGAUGGAGUUUAUCAAGUGUUCGGUGGCGGGGACCGCUUACGGGCGGGGAGUUACGGAAGUCGAGAGAGCUAUGGCCAAACGGGUCAACGGUGAGGAUCGUUUCGAUGAGAUUGUCACCGAAGCUUAUUCUCAUUUAUCUGUAAAAGGAUAUAAGUUUGAAGAUGAAAGGAUUACAAACGGGCGAUGGGUUAACGAGCCACAUUCCGACGUGAUUCAAAAGUUUCUUCGGUUAUUGGCGAUAUGUCAUACUGCUAUUCCGGAUGUGGAUGAGGAGACCGGGAAGGUGACAUAUGAAGCGGAAUCACCGGAUGAGUCGGCUUUUGUGAUUGCAGCUAGAGAACUCGGUUUUGAAUUUUACAAACGGACGCAAACAAGUGUUACGUUUAAGGAAUUUGAUCCUAAAUCUAAGAAACGCGUCGAAAGGUCAUAUGAACUUUUGAACAUUUUGGAGUUCAACAGUACACGAAAGAGAAUGUCGGUUAUAGUACGAGACGAUGAAGGAAAGCUACUUUUACUGUGUAAAGGUGCUGACAGUGUUAUGUUUGAAAGACUUUCUAAAAAAGCGCGACAGUUUGAAGAGAAGACAAGAGACCAUGUGCAUGAGUACGCUGAUGCGGGAUUACGGACGUUAAUACUUGCGUAUCGUGAACUUAACGAGAAAGAAUAUGAAGAAUUCAAUGAGAAGUUUACAGAAGCUAAAAACUCCGUAAGUGCAGACCGAGAUGAUAUGAUAAGUGAAGUGACAGAUCAGAUUGAGAAUGAUUUGAUACUUCUUGGAGCAACUGCCAUUGAAGACAAACUUCAAAAAGGGGUCCCAGAGACCAUUGACAAACUUGCUCAAGCUGGAAUCAAGAUAUGGGUUCUGACUGGUGAUAAAAUGGAAACCGCCAUUAAUAUAGGAUUUGCAUGUAGUCUGCUUAGACAAGGAAUGAAGCAAAUUGUAAUAACGUUAGAAUCACCGGAGAUUAUAGCAGCUGAAAAAGCCGGUGACAAAAAUAGCAUUGCUAAAGUUUCGAAAAACAGUGUCCAAAAGCAAAUAGCAGCAGGGAAAGCUCAGAUUUAUGCUUCGAAAUCUGACGCAUACGCUUUAAUUAUCGACGGGAAAUCUCUUGCAUACGCUUUAAAUGAUGACACGAAAAACGAGUUUUUAGAACUUGCAGUUGGCUGUGCUUCUGUUAUAUGUUGUCGUUCAUCACCGAAACAAAAAGCACUGGUUACAAGACUUGUUAAAGAGGGAACCGGAAAAACUGUAUUAGCCAUUGGUGAUGGAGCGAACGAUGUGGGAAUGCUUCAAGAAGCCGACAUAGGUAUCGGUAUCAGUGGUGUUGAGGGAAUGCAGGCGGUCAUGUCAAGUGAUAUCGCGAUUGCUCAGUUUCGGUUUUUGGAACGCUUGCUAUUAGUCCAUGGACAUUGGUCUUACAGAAGAAUUUCUUCAAUGAUAUCCUACUUUUUCUAUAAGAACAUAGUAUUUGGAACCACGAUUUUCUUAUACGAGGCUUAUACAUCAUUCUCCGGUCAACCCGCUUAUAAUGAUUGGUAUUUGACUCUUUACAACAUCGUUUUCACAUCACUUCCCGCGAUUGCAUUGGGCGUAUUUGACCAAGAUGUAUCUGCUCGGCUUUGUCUCAAGUUCCCUUUGCUAUACCAAGAAGGGGUGCAAAACACACUAUUCAGAUGGCGACGAGUAUUCAGUUGGAUGCUCAACGGGCUAUUCAGUGGCAUAAUCAUCUUCUUCCUCUGCAUGAAAUCCUUAAAUCCCGAUUCUUACGACAAGAACGGAAAGACAGCCGGGAUGGAAAUCAUGGGGGCCACAAUGUACUCAUGUGUCGUAUGGGUUGUCAACUGCCAAAUGGCGCUAGCCGUUAGUUACUUCACCUUAAUACAACACAUUUUCAUAUGGGGAGGUAUAUUCCUGUGGUACCUCUUCCUAAUAGUUUACGGUGCACUCCCUUCAUCCGUUUCCACUACCGCUUAUAAAGUGUUUGUGGAAACACUUGCACCCGCGCCUACCUAUUGGCUCGUGACCCUUUUCGUGGUGAUUGCUUCUUUGAUACCUUAUAUUUGCUUUAAGGCGGUUCAAAUGAGGUUCUAUCCGGGGUACCAUGGGAUGGUUCAAUGGAUAAGGCAUGAGGGUCGAGCAAACGACCCUGAGUACUUCCAAAUGGUUCGACAACAGUCCAUUAGGACGACGAACGUUGGGUUCACGGCUCGUUCGAUAGCAAGGGAUAAAGAGUUUGAAUGGCAUCUCGAGAGAUGAUUUGGGAUAUGGUCAUAUUUGUAUCAAGCUGUUGUUUGUACAAGGUUAUGUACAUGUAGAUAGUGGCAGUUUUAAGAAUUAUAAUUCUUUUAUUUAUUAUUUACAGUAGCACAAAAUUUUUUUAAGGGAAUUUUGUUGUAAACUUCUGUAAAUAAAGAGUAGAAUAAACAGUCUUGUGUUAUUUUAGAU